This is a messenger RNA of Paramecium sonneborni, 2000 nucleotides long. NCBI's taxonomy places the organism in Eukaryota, Ciliophora, Oligohymenophorea, Peniculida, Parameciidae. The record is from the annotation of a GenBank genome assembly.
AUGACAAGAAAAAUUUUAUUUGUAACUUUACUAUAAGUCACAUUCUUAUCUUUUGAUUAAUUUUUUGAUUAGAUUGUUCUACCAUUUCAAUGGACAUUCACUAUAUUCAUAACUAUUUGCAUUUUUAUCAAAUAAAGAAGAGAAUCAGUGUAUAUUUUUAAGAAAUUCAAAUCUAAUCAUGAUUUAUUAUACCAAGAAGUGAUGUUGAAUCAUAGUUUAUAAUAAAUUCUAUUUGUGAUUAAAAUUAUCUACGGAUUAAUCAAAAGUAAAUCUUCAUUUAUAAAUUCAUUUUUAGAAAUCACUAGAUUAUUUUGAAGUUUUUUUUCCAAUCAAGAAUGUAAAAAAGAAUUUGCAUAAAUUGACAACAUUUUUAAGAGAACUACAUAAAUUGUAAUGAAUCUAAUCUCUCCUAUUAUAAUUUGAAGGUCAAUUUCAGUUAAGAAUAAAUUUUUAACAAUUAUAAAGGAUCUACUGGUGAAUAGAUUAAUAUAGUAGAUAAACCCGUAUAUUUAAAUCAAAUACUCUAUUAAUAUAUAGCUAAUUAUCAAAAUAAAGAAAUGUAUGAGAGUCUACCUUUAAAAUUGACUGGAUUAUAAAAUAACCAAACUUUUAAUAUAUUAGUAUCUCCUUGUAUUUGGAAACAUGAGAAAUGCUUUAUCAUUUCUUUAAUUAAUCUAACUGAUCGAAUUAAGAUAUCUUAAUUAGAAAAAUUAGAUUAAUAUAAAGAGAGUGUUUUAGCUAUUCUAAGUCAUGAUCUUAAAAAUCCAAUCAAUGUUAUUUAAUCUAUGAUUACUCUAGUUUAAGAAGGUUUAUAUGAAUUAUUAGACUUCAAUAAUGUAGGUGUUUAGUUAUAGAUUUAAUCUUGUUGUAAUUAUUUGUAAAUGUGUUAAACUAAUGUUCAAACAUUAUAAUCAUUUGUUAAUGAUUUAUAAGAUUUUGCUUAAAUUAAAUAGUAAAAGUUGAAAUUGGUUGUCAUUUAAUUUGAAAUUUAUAAUCUUAUUUAAGAGAUCAAGAAUGUUUUUUAAAUUUAAUUUUAAAAGAAAAAUCUUGAAUUAGAUAUUUAAGUAAAAUUAAAACUAAAUCAAAUUUAUUAAAAUGAUCCUUUAAGAAUUAAGCAAGUAUUAUUCAAUUUGAUUUCAAAUUCAAUCAAAUUUACAUCUUAAGAAAGAUAACCGUCAAAUUCUCUGAUGAUAUUUAAAAAAUUAUCUAAUUUUGUAAUACAAUCAAAGAAUAAAUUGAUUCUAUUAAAAGUAUUGUAGAUCCUGGAAUAUUGUUUAAAAAUAAAUUCAAAAUUUUCAUAUGUAAAGUUACUGAUAAUGAAAGUGGAAUGAGUCUAGAUAUCUAACAUGGAGUUUUUAGACAUUUUGCUACCUAUGAAAAUCAAUCUAACAUAAAUCAGUAGAGUAUUGGUGUAAUUAAAUAGAAAUAGUGUUGGCCUAAGUCUAAUCAUUUGUAGGUAACUUUGUGGUUAUAUUGGUCCUAUAUAAUACAUGUACUUAAGAUCUUAAGCAGGAGUUGGUACAACUUUUUAAUUUGCCAUUUAUAAAAAUUAUGAUAUACAACAUCGCUAUGAUUAUUCAGAAGAUUAAUCAAGCAUCGAUUCUAUCGAUUAUGAUAUUUCAGUACAAUCUCCCUAUAAAAAUAUAUCACCACAUGUCACAUAACUCCUUUAUACAAAAAACAACAAAGGAGAGAUGAAACAUUCAUUUGCAUAUUGCUCAAAUUGCAAUUAACUAAAAUUGGUGUUCAUAAAAUGGAUGUGGUCUAUAAUGGAAGAGAAGCUAUUGAAAUCUCAUAGAAGAAAGUAUAUGACAUAGUAUUUUUGGAUGUUAAUAUGCCUGACAUUAGUGGAUUCCAGUGCAACUAGGACUUCAAUAAUACAAAUGGGGAAAUUUAAAUCUACAUGUUUACAGGUUUUAAUGAUCUCUAAACUCAUUAAAUUUCUUUAGAUGCCGGAGUGGAUAAACUCUUAUUCAAACCUUGAACUAUUGUUGAAUUGA